AUGGUGCCAAAUGAUAAGUAAAUUAUUUCUCAAUUGUAGUUAGUUGGAAUGUUGUGAAAUGGAAGAUGACAAAUAGUCAGCAAAAGCAACUUCAAAAAAAAUACAAAAUAGAAAAAUAUGGUCCUAAAAAGAAGACAAGUUGCUUGAAAGAGCAAUUCAUGAACUCGGAACUAAUUGGAAGGAAGUGGCAAAAUAUUUAUAUAAUCGAAAUCCUUCUUAAUGCGCUUAACGAUGGAAGAGAAUUAAGCCAGUCUCAGUAUGUUUAAAUUUAACUAAGCUCAGUAACGCUCUCGACAUUCUUGGAGUGCAAUUGAAGACGAAUAAUUGUUAGAAUUAGUUAAAAUACACAAACGGAAUUGGGGAAUGAUAGCAAGCAUCAUGCAUUGGAGAACAGGAAAGUAAAUUAGAGAACGAUUUAUUAACAAAUUGAAUCCAGAAAUAAGGGCUGAACCAUGGUCAAAGGAAGAAGAUCUAAUUGUCAUGGAUGCUUAUUAAAAAUAUGGAUCAAGAUGGACAGAAAUAUCCAAGUUAUUAAAAGGGAGACCUGUAUAAUUUAUAACUAAAAUUUAUUUAGGAAAAUAUGAUAAAAAAUAGAUUUUAUUCCUUUAUUAGAAAAGAGUAUAUGAAUAUUUAAAAUCCUUAUUACGUUAUACCUAAUUCAUAAUAAAAAACUGACACUGAUUAAUUAAAAUCAUCCCAAUAAUUAGAUGAAAUCCUUAAGCAAGAUCCUAAUGAUAAUAGUUAAUCAUCCAAAAGUAGUAGUAUUAAAAGAAGGAAAAACACGAAAGUUCAAAAGAAGAAAAUGAAAAAAUAAAAAGUCAUUAAAAGAAAGAAAGAGUAAGAACAAAAAAUUAUUAAUAAUAUUGUUAAUGAUUAGAAUGAACAAGUUUUGAAUGAAAUUAUCUCAGCUGAGAGUUCAGAAGUGUAGGUGAAAGAAGAGGAUGAUAACGAAAUUUAAGUAAAUAAAAUAGGAUAAAGUAUAUUAAGUUAGAGUAUAAACAAUAAUCUAAAUCAAAUUAAUAACUCAUUAAAUUCUNGUUAAAGUCAAAUGAUUAUUCGGUAAGCAAAGUAAAUUUUUUUAUGA
This is a messenger RNA of Paramecium octaurelia, 1084 nucleotides long. NCBI's taxonomy places the organism in Eukaryota, Ciliophora, Oligohymenophorea, Peniculida, Parameciidae. The record is from the annotation of a GenBank genome assembly.